CAGCACUAGAAAAUAACUCCGCUGUAGGAGAUACAAAUAAAUAAAUAAUAAUAAAAAAAAAAACACCUGCAGAUUGAAAGUUGCUUAAAUCUCUGAUUAACUCUAACCAAAAUUCCUAGUAUUUAUCAAGCUCCUCUACUAGAAGACAUAUUAGAAAACACGUCUGUUUUACUUUUGCGAUGGACAGUGUUUGUGAGAGAGAUAGGCAGGUGAAGAUCGUUUUGAGUGAUAGCUGCAGUCGCGGAGAGGAAAAGCGGAGCUGAGCGACUCUUUUCGCGAGCCACCGCACGCACGCUCGCGCUCAUCCUCAUUCUCUCAACCGCGCGCGCACAGACGCUCGUCCGCUUGACCGGUGCAGAAGUCUUUGUUAUAAUUUAUCCACUUCUAUAAUCCGUGCUUUAACCCACAAUGGAAGAGAACAUGGAAGAGGGACAGACACAGAAAGGGUGCUCUGAAUGCUGCCACAAAUGCCUUAGUGGGAUCCCCUAUGCCUCUCUGAUUGCUACCAUCCUGCUGUAUGCUGGGGUGGCGCUGUUCUGCGGCUGUGGUCAUGAGGCUCUCUCUGGUACCGUCACCAUCUUGCAGACCUACUUUGAUGUCUCCCGGUCGCCUGUUGAUGCCCUGGAUGCCUUUAUUAUGAUUGACGUCAUUAAAUAUGUGAUCUAUGGAGUGGCAGCAGCCUUCUUUGUCUAUGGUAUUCUGCUGAUGGUGGAGGGCUUUUUCACCACUGGGGCCAUCCGGGAUCUCUAUGGGGACUUUAAGAUCACCACCUGUGGACGUUGUGUUAGUGCUUGGUUCAUCAUGCUUACAUAUAUCUUCACGUUGGCUUGGCUGGGGGUUACUGCCUUCACCUCCCUGCCGGUCUUCAUGUAUUUUAACAUCUGGAACACCUGUCAGAACACUUCACUGGUGAAUAGUUCCAGCCUGUGCUUCGAUCUCCGCCAGUUUGGAAUUGUGUCCAUUGGUCAGGAGAAAAGACUGUGCACUGCUUCUGAUAACUUUGUCAAGAUGUGUGAAUCUAAUGAGCUGGACCUGACAUUCCACUUGUUUGUCUGCGCACUUGCGGGGGCUGGAGCAGCUGUUAUCGCCAUGGUGCACUACCUGAUGGUGCUGUCGGCUAACUGGGCUUACAUGAAGGAUGCCUGUCGGAUGCAGAAAUACGAGGACAUCAAGUCUAAGGAGGAGCAGGAGCUUCAUGAUAUCCACUCUACUCGCUCUAAAGAGCGCCUGAAUGCAUACACAUAAAGCAUGCAGUCAUGCACACACACAUACACAUAGAAAUAUGUAUACACAUGCACACAUACACACACACACAAGCAUGCCCUUCCCCUCCCUGAAGACACACGUAUAAACUAAACUGAACUAAGUCUAAUUUCUAUGGUUACCAGGAGUAAAAUAUAGUUGGGUGGUUGGGAUGGGAUGGGGAAUUAAAUACAUUUAUCACUUACUACGUACGGGUGUGUCCCAGAAUGUUGGUCAGGGGGUGCACUUAUUGUCUCAUUGGCAACGUCUCUGACUACCCAUACAUUUCCAGGGUUUAGAUUUAGUUUUAUCGUCCUUGUUCCAGUGUCUGAUUUCAUUGCUCCUUUACCUUCCGUUUUUGUGUCUGAGACAGGACAUCUUGUUAACACACAAAGUUGAGUGACUUCUCUUUUGUACCACAUACUUUUAAGUCUUAUUGGGUAUUGAUCUUGUAAGGGUUUUGGGGGUUUAGCCAAAGGGAUUCCAGCACACUUUUCACAUUUUUGUAUUACACAACAAAGAAUUAAAUUUUUCAAGCUCACCCUAAAUGGCAAGUCAUGAUUUAUAUUCACAGAUUUUUCUUUUCUUUUCAUUUUCAAAACCAAAAUGUGACCAAACUUGUAAAUUAUGAUUUACAGGUUAAUCGCUCAGGCUGCCACAUUUAGAGCAGCAACAGCACAAACAUGUACAGAUUAUUUUCCAACUAAUUCAGUUUUGGAGUGCCAGGGAUUUUCAAAAGUACCUUAAAGUGACUUUUACUGCUAUACUGUAGCUUGGCCUAAAUGUAUAUGCUAGCUGUGCUCAGUAUUAAUGGAAGUUGUGACACCUGUGCUUAGUAACCAUUUGUUAAGCUUUGACAGAAAUGGCUGCUGAAUUUUAGAAAGAAAGAAAGGUCCGUAGAAGAUUGUCUUAAAUUGACUGGACUGGUCAUAUAGGAUUUGCCUUGGAAGACUCUGUGGAUAUUUGGUUUCUCUCAUCCAUUGCAAGCCAUACUCUCUCAUGCAAAUAACAUUUUCAUGUGUUUUAUUGGUUAGUUCUAGCUUUAACUUUUUAAAUGCAAGAAAGCAAACAAAACAAGUUCCUUUUAUCAUUUCUCUGAACUGUAGAUAUCUCUCUCUAUAAAUGUAUACACAUGUCUGUUUCGAAAACACAUCUCAGCAGUCAGUGUUAGGUGAUAUUUGGUGAUUAGGGGAGCGUUGUUCAUAUCGGAGAAAUCUAAAUCUAAAUGGAAAAUGUUGAUUGCAACGACUCCGCCAAACACUGAGGAAGGUUGAAUAUCACAUUUGUUGGCAACUUCAUAUGUUAAAAAAAAAAGAACAUGAAAGAAUGUGUGGCCAUGCAGUAUAUUCUUCUUUAUGGACCAAACUCAGCAUUUUGGCUCUGUCUUGCCUAUUUCAGUUGCCCUAGUUUUGCAGUAAAGUGUCUCAUAAUUUGUUUUCUGGCAAUAGUGCUUUUGUCUAUGUAUCGAGAGAGAGAAAAAAAAAAAACAA
Messenger RNA from Xyrauchen texanus (razorback sucker), 2732 nucleotides. RefSeq names its product glycoprotein M6Ab (gene gpm6ab). The transcript has 7 exons. The record is from RefSeq and is a predicted model, not a curated record. Lineage: Eukaryota; Metazoa; Chordata; Actinopteri; Cypriniformes; Catostomidae. The coding region runs from base 409 to 1245 and encodes 278 amino acids. Gene Ontology annotation, biological process: neuron projection development. Gene Ontology annotation, cellular component: filopodium; neuronal cell body; axonal growth cone.